Molecule: messenger RNA, 1557 nt
Organism: Durusdinium trenchii
Lineage: Eukaryota; Dinophyceae; Suessiales; Symbiodiniaceae
Source: the annotation of a GenBank genome assembly
CAGGGCAGCAUCUCAGCGUUCACCCAAAGAGGCCUUCGAGGCUCAGGCAGCUUCAACUUCCCUGUCCACAUUAUCGGCCUCAAAGAAUGCGUUCUCGAUGCCAGUUGCACGAGGCGAUCUGGUCCAAGAAAUCAAGCUGCCGAAUCAACCCUUUGACGAUGGUGUCAUUUUCCGUUCAGACUCAGAGGACACCUCGGAAUCCGAGGAGGACCAUGGAGAAGAUGGGCAGCACGGGGUGCGCCGGAGAUCAGGAGUGCUCGACAUGAAACGGCGAUUGCAGCAUAUGCUGGCAUCAAGUUCGACCAACGUCGCCGAUCUCUACCAUAGCACAGGAUGCGCUCAGCGAAUUGCAAGGCAUGCUUGGUUCGACAUUGUCGUGAUGAGCGCCAUCGCUUUGAACUCCGUGUGGCUGGGAAUUGAUGCUGCAUUCAACGACUCCGACGUGCUGAUUCAAACGGAUCCCAUAUUCCUGGUUGUCGAGAAUCUUUUUUGCAUCUUCUUUGUCAUUGAGUUGUCCAUUCGUUUUGGAGCUUACGAGAAAAAGACAUCCGCCUUCCGAGACAUCGAGUGGGUUGUGGAUUUGGUGCUGGUGAUCUUGAUGGUCUUGGAAAUCUGGGCCCUUGCUAUUAUUCAACUGGCACUGGAAUCGACCACGCCUUCCACAUUCAACCCGGCUUUCUUGCGGCUGACACGAAUUUUCAAGUUCUUCCGCAUGGUUCGGCUGGUUCGACUUCUUCGGUACAUGCCUGAAGUCAUCAUCCUAGUGAAAGGCUUAGGAGUUGCUUCUCGUUCGGUCUUCUUCACACUGUGCAUGCUCGGGCUCCUGAUCUAUGUGUACGGCAUAGCCUUCAAGCAUCUUUGCAAGGACACAAACGUGGGCUCAGUCUAUUUUCAGACUUUGUCACAAUCUAUGUUUACCCUCUUCUACAGUGGAUGCUUUUUUGAUGGCAUUUCUAUGCUUGCCGAGAUGAUGUUUGCAGAAAGCUUUAUCUUUGGCAUUUUGCUGAUGAGCUUCCUUUUGUUGGCUCCUUUGACCGUUAUGAACAUGCUCGUUGGAGUCCUGGUCCAGGUCUUACAGGUGCUCUCGCAGGUGGAGAAUGAUGCGAUCACAACUGCCUUCCUCCACGAGCAGACCCGAAAGAUUUUCGCGGCCAUGGACCUCAACAAUGAUGGAAAUGUAGACGUGGAGGAAUUUGCCAAACUGGUGAAGCAACCGAACAUGGUGAAAGCACUACAUGAAGCCGACAUUGAUGUUCCUGCUCUCAUCAACGAAGUGGAUUUGAUCUUUGGUGGCCAGGAGCGGUUGGGCUUGGAUGAGUUUGUGACGCAGAUUCAAGCUUUCCGACGCACAAAUCAGGUCACCAUCAAGGACUUGCUCCAGUUCAGGCUAAUGGUGCGAAAAGACACAGAAGAGGUGCUAAGAGCUCAAAAUAAAACGCUGCAGAAAUCUGUGAGGAGAGCCAAUAAAUUUAACCGGUUGAAAUGAUGCUCACAGGGUGGACAAUUGUUCUUUAGAGAACAGGUUUCCCGAUGUUCUACUCCAAAAGAUCAAGAUGC